This is a messenger RNA of Rodentolepis nana, 297 nucleotides long. The record is from the annotation of a GenBank genome assembly. Lineage: Eukaryota; Metazoa; Platyhelminthes; Cestoda; Cyclophyllidea; Hymenolepididae.
AUGUGGGUUGAGUGUAUACUCCCAGUCUGUGAAGGUGUUUUGCCAAGCAAUCGUGUCCGGGCAUCUUUGAUGUGUUGGAAGAAAGUGUUUGGCUCGUUGAUCCGUGGCCUAAAACCUGCUUGUUCAAAGGAUAUUGUUGGUCUCAAGGAACCAGGUCAGCCUCCUGUUAACCAUUCCUUCCAUAAGUUAAGCCAGGUCAGCCUCCUGUUAACCAUUCUUUCCAUUAGUUUAGCCAUCACUGAGGGAGAUAGGGCUAUAGUUGUCAAAGUUGCUAGGGUCCUUGCCAUUUUCCUAUAG